Messenger RNA from Corylus avellana, 907 nucleotides. The record is from RefSeq and is a predicted model, not a curated record. NCBI's taxonomy places the organism in Eukaryota, Viridiplantae, Streptophyta, Magnoliopsida, Fagales, Betulaceae.
CAAAGUUGCCAUCUUGCUUUUCCUUUUGAGAGAGAUCAGAGGGGGAGAGAGAGAGAGAGAGAGGGAGAUGGGGAUUUGGGGUUUCCUUUGCUCAAUAGGUGACUCACUUAAGGGCUGGUGCUCGAGCGCUCGUGGUUACGGCUCGGCAGCCGUUACCGAGAUCAACAACGGUAGGAUCAAAGCCACCCAGAAGCUGUCGGACAAGAAAACCCGGGCCAAGAUCGCCCCGAUCGCAGUCGAUCUGGCCAAAAACGCCGCCAUUUAUAGCUGCCAGGAGGGUCUCAAGAGCAUCCCAGGUGGAACAUUGAUUAGUGAGAUUAUCUGGCGAUCAAUUCGUGGUGAAAAGAAGUGUGAGUGUAAUGAAGGGGUGAUGAAGGCAUUGCAAACCAUGGUAGCCAAAAUGGAGGAAAUCAUUAAAAAGUGGGUUGGAAGAACUAGGAAGAACCCUAAGUGGAUAAGAUAGGUGCAUGGAGUGAUGAAAUGGUUACUAGCCAUGACAUUUUUCUAUGUUGUGUAAUGAUAUGGCAUGUAAUAUAUUAUGGAGCCCAUAACAACCAUAAAAAGGACUGAAAAAAAAAAAAACAACCAUAAAAAGGGAUGUCCGCAUCUCACUGUGUGUAAUCAUAUGGCAUGUAUGUUGGGGAAUUAGGCGCCACUAAUUCUUCUGCAAGAUCUUAAGAUUCAAUCUGCCAAGAAAAACAACAACACACACAAAACCACAAGACAAGAAUUUAUACGUGGUUCGGCCAAUACUGCUUACAUCCACCGAGUUGCAGAGAUUUCACUAUAUUUAGGAGAAAAUUACAAUGAGAGUUUACAAGAGAUAUUUUCUGAGAGAGAUUGCACACAAUUCUCCUCUGUAGUGUUCUACAAUUUAUAUGCCUUAUACUAGACUUAUCUCUCUAUA